AUGUUGCCCAAAAACAUCCUGACAUUCACCGCCUUUGCCGCUCUCGCAGAGCAGGCUCUGGCCUCCAACUCGCACCGCCACCUCCAUCGCCGCUACCAGCUGCAGAAGCGCGAGGAAAUCGUCGACCGGGUCACCGUCUGGACCACCGUCUACGUCAACGCGCCCCAGGAGACCGUGCCACCGCCCCGCCAGUUCCUGGCCAACAUUCGCCCUGCCCAAGAAGCUGCCAAGACUAGCACUCUCUCGACUUCCACUCCUGUCUACAGCAACGUCAACGCGGCUGUCAAGGCUCCAGAGUCGGCCGCUGCCGCGCCCCAAGACCCUCAGACGACGCUCGCCACGUCUGUCAAGCCUCUUGUUCAGGUUGAAGCUGUUUCUCCGUCGGCCGGCUAUGGCGAUAAGCCUGCUGAGCCCUCCGCUGCCCCCUCUGCUCCGGCAACCACUCCUCACGCGUCUGGCGGUGGCCAGGGCGGCUCCGGAUCGGGGGCCCCCUUUCCAGGAAAGCGAGGCGUGGCAUACAACGACGCCAAGCUCGCCAACAGCCUUAUCAAAAUGUGCGACAAGUGCGACUGGGCUUACAACUGGGGCUCUUCGUCGCAGGGCCUGAAUUCCACGGUCAACUUCGUCCCUACCCUUUGGGGAGACCAGACCAAAUUCACUGAUCAUUGGGAGUUGGAUGCCCAAACGGCCAUUACGAACGGCGCCAAGGCCAUGUUCAGUUUCAACGAGCCCGACAACAGUGGACAGGCCAACAUGAACCCUGAGCAGGCUGCCGCCGCCCACGUCCAGUACUUGAACCCUUACGGCGGUAAGGUCUUGAUUGGCUCGCCCUCCGUCACCAACAGUGGCCAGCCUGGUCAAGGCAUCCAGUGGCUCAAGUCCUUCAUAAGCGAAUGCGACAAGCAGCAGGACAAGUGCCGCAUCGACUUUUGCAAUGUACACUGGUACUCGCAGGCGCAGUACGAGAACACUCUGUACAAGCACCUCGAGGACGCUCAUGAGGCCUGCGGAGGAAAACCCAUCUGGCUGACCGAGUUUGCGCCCGUCGACGCUGCUGGCCAGCCUGCCGAGACGCCGGGUUUCCUGGAGUCGGUCAUGUCCAAGCUCGACGGAAUGGACUUCGUCCAUGCCUACGCGCCCUUCAUGUGCGCCGAGGGCAAGCUGAUGUCUGCGAACCAGCUCAGCGAUACGGGCAGGGUCUUUGUUGGCGCCUCUUAG
Messenger RNA from Hirsutella rhossiliensis, 1218 nucleotides. RefSeq names its product glycosyl hydrolase catalytic core domain-containing protein. Gene Ontology annotation, cellular component: fungal-type cell wall. The record is from RefSeq and is a predicted model, not a curated record. Bases 1 to 1218 code for a protein of 405 amino acids. NCBI's taxonomy places the organism in Eukaryota, Fungi, Ascomycota, Sordariomycetes, Hypocreales, Ophiocordycipitaceae. The transcript has a single exon. Gene Ontology annotation, biological process: fungal-type cell wall polysaccharide metabolic process.